UGUCAGUUCUUGUUGCACAUUUGCAAAGCAAAGACUUUGGAGACGGAAUAUCUAGAAUGAAGUGAUGUGAUCGCGCGGUCACGGUGACACAAAAAGUGAAACCAAACAAAAGUAAAAGAAUACGCAAAUUUAAAUAAAAUCUAAACGAAUUGUUGGAUGAAAAUAAGUGAGAGAGACGCGUGCGGAAAAUUUGCUUGUUAUUAGAUGUUUUUUGCGAAGUGAGAGAAGAUCUUACUCUUGCCUCUCUUCUUGUGUCAAAGAGUGAUUUUUCGUUGUUUAAUAUUUAAAAAGAUUGAUUUUUUCUCCGAUAUUAAGUAAACACAUGGAAUAUCCUUAAAUACCAACACCGUAUUGAAGUGGAAAUCAACAAAAAUGUGGUGUCACGGGUCCAUACCCCGCAUUAAAGUGUGCUUUAAAAUCUACAAAGCAUUGCCAAAGUGUUGCAAUAAAUACAAAAGUUAAAGUUGCCCUGAGCCGAGGCUGAUACACACAAAGAAACAAAAACGUAUCUUUAAUUCGAAAACAAAACAAAAAAUUGUUUAAAAAUCUCAUCUAAAAUCUCUAAACAAACCCUGGACUUUGUCUUAGAAAAAACAAAAACUAAAGAGAAAACUAUAAAACAAAAGGAAAUCUCAAGAGGAACAAAAUUUCCAAAUACGCACACAAAGCUUAAGAAUAACAUAUAUCCCGCCCAUUCCCUCUUUACAAGACAACGUAUAACUGCUCAACUCUAGAAAUCGAUCUACAAAGCCCUAAAACUGCUCAACUCGGUAAUUUACUAACAGAAAUAGAGAGAGAGAGGAGCGAGAAGACAUUAUUUCUCUCUGAAAAAAAUGCCGCGCUCAUUACCCCAUUCAACGGCGGCCAUGGUGCGCCAACAAUUCGGCGUUGCCACAUUGUGUUUUGUAACGCUCACCCUGAGUUCAGUGCCGGUGCGGGAAAUCGAAGCCCAACGGCCAUUGUCGAAUCACACAACCUAUAAUACAAUACCGACGGGACAACAUAACUAUAAGCUGCGCAAUGGACGAACCCAUGAUUUUAUUAUACCACCCACUACGGUGGCCUCUAUACCCCGAGGCAUCCUGGGUGGCGGAGUACCAAUCUAUGAAGACUUGGAAGGCACGUUAGUACCCCCUCUGGGUGGUCGACGUGAUAAUCGCCGUCGCCUCAGUUAUCAGGCAUUGGCCAAUAUGCAUCGUGGUAGCAGCAGUGGUCGUGGCAUGGAAUCUCUGCGCAAAGAACUAAUGAAGCCAUCGGUGGGAGGUCCUGGAGGUGGCAUAAGUGGCAACAGUCCUGGUUAUCCCUCGUAUGCGGCGACGUCGUCUAUUGGCAAAAUUGAUGGUUUGGGUCGAGUUGGACCAGCCCAACGUUAUGGUGAUAAUCUACAUCAGGCUGGAGUUUUAUUCUCUACCAGUAUGCCACCACAAGCUUUUUAUGUUCCCGACUCAAUGGAUGGCAAGUUUACACGUUUUUCGACCAAAGUAAAUUCCAUCAAUGAAAUCCGUCGAAUGAAUAAAAAUCAAGCUGAUCAACCCAUGCGCGGCAUUGAUGAUGACAUUAUCAUGGAAGAACAUCCGGAUCCUCUGCAGGCAAUUAAAGAGCAAUUGAUGAAUUCCCAGCCGCAACCGAUGAUCCAUCCUGCCUCGUCGCAAAAUUUCGACAUCGAAGACCUACUCGGCGUCCGUUGUACAUUCGAAACACCCUGUGCAUGGAAAUGGACCGACAAUUUGCCAGACGGUUUUCACAUUAUGAGCGGUACUGAGGUGUCAAAGAAAAACAUGACUGGCCUCUACCCCGGCCCUCUGGCCGAUAACUCCGAUGAUGCCAAUGGUCAUUUCCUCUAUGCUCGACUGGCUCCAACUACGUUACAAAUCAAUUUGACUUCGCCACAAUUUAGUUCGACAAUGGAAAAAUGUGUACUCGAGCUAUAUAUGCAUCAAAGUGGCAUGAGUCAUGGUCUAUCGAGGGUCGUGGUAAUGCCUCUUCAUUCGCAGGAGAAUUCAUGGGUUCCGGCAGAAAUUGUGGGAGAUAAUUAUCGUACAUGGGAUAAGAAAUCGUUUCGUUUGGGACGCAUUUCAAGAGAUUUUCGUUUGGUUUUUGAAAUUGUACCAAAACUGCUGGAGGGACAGAAAGCUCAUGUGGCCAUAGAUAAUUUGCGUAUGGUGAAUUGUUUCCCCGAGGGUACGAAAUCGGAAAAGUGCAGUACGUCUCAGGUGAAGUGUAUGAAUAAUAAGGUAUCGGUGUGUAUACCUUUGCCAAGAAUUUGUGACAUUACGCGAGAUUGUGAUAAUGCCGAGGAUGAGCUGCUCAAUUGUGAAAAAAUUCCCUUUGGUGCCCGUUGUGAUUUCGAAAAUGAUUGGUGUGGUUGGCGGGACUCGGGCCGCACCAUUCUCUCGUGGUCCAGACACACAGGUUCCUCACCCACCCUGGACACCGGACCGGAAGGUGAUCACACCUAUCAUCAUCUUACCAAUGGCAGUGGUGGCUAUUACAUGUUGGUCAACAUGAAUCAGCACAGCAACAACAGCGAAAAAUAUCAACAAAUCGGCUUUGCCAGCAAUGCCAUCAUGAUCAGUCGCACCUUCAAUCCACCACCCUCUGUGCAUGGUGAUCCCCAUUCACCCUAUCGCAAUAGUUGUGUGGUGAGAUUCUAUAUUCACCAGUUUGGCAAGAAUCCCGGCAGCAUUAAUCUCUCGGUGGUGGAAAUGAAAGAGAAGGAGAACAUAACCACCACACUGUGGUGGAGCACGAAAAAUCAGGGAGAGGAUUGGAUGAGAGCGGAAUACAUUUUGCCAAAUAUCACAUCGAGAUAUUAUCUACAGUUUGAGGCUCGCAUGGGCAUGAGAAUUUAUUCGGAUGUGGCGGUUGACGACUUUUCAUUGUCUCCGGAAUGUUUUGGCAUCAAUAUACCACCGGAACAUCUGAACGGGUAUAAUUACUGGAAUGUGCGGCACACGAAGAGUCCGACGCAUAAAGAUUUCGAAAAUCAUAAUUAUCUGGAGCUUGGGACAUGCGAUAAUCGGGGAAUGCAUGGGCCCACGCAGUCGCAAUGUGAGAGCUUUUAUACCAGUCACAAUAGAACUAAUGUUCUGGAGGAGGUAAAGGUCACCGACGAGAUACCCUACAAGGGUAUGCAGAAAUGGAGGGUACCGCAUGAAGGAUUCUAUACAUUUAUUGUCAAGGGAGCCAGUGGUGGUUUGGGCUCAACCGGUGUCGGCUCCUCGAGAGGUGCUGUGGCAGUGGCCGUCUUGGAGUUGCAUAAAAAUGAGGAGCUCUAUUUGCUGGUGGGCCAGCAGGGUGAAAAUGCCUGCUCCAAAUCCAUGGGAGCCAAGGAAGAUAAUUGCCAUUUCAGUUCCUCGGCCAUUGUGAACGGCAACAAUGGUGCCGGAGGUGGGGGUGGUGGAUCCUAUGUAUUUUUGCUCAACUCGGCCCGCAAUGAAGCUGUGCCCUUGGUGGUGGCUGGCGGUGGUGGAGGCUUGGGAGUGGGCCGUUAUUUGGAUGAAGCCUUCCAGCAUGGCCAAAAAGAGAACUCAGGAAGACGCGGCUUGACUGGGCAAAUCCAUGGAGAACAAUUGUCGAAAGAAGGAAGUGCUGGACCUGGUGGCGGCUGGAGAGCUAAUGCCGAUCAGGCCCUGGAUGCCAGAUAUGGUGCCGCCCUGUUGUUGGGUGGACGUGGCGGUUUCUCUUGCUAUGUAGACAUGGAAACAAACGGCUCGGUAACCAAACGUUAUGGCCAGGGUGGCUUUGGUGGAGGCGGCGGUGGCUGUGAUACCGGAGGUGGUGGUGGAGGAUUUGCCGGUGGUGAUGUUUAUCUCAACGAAUCGAAUGGUGAGGGAGGCUCUUCGUAUAUCAGUGCCUCCAGGACCCUCAAGGAGCUUAGUUCGAUUUACGAGGGUGCCAAUUUCGGGGCUGGUUCGAUUAUCAUCAUACCCGCCAUUGAGGGAUGUGGUUGUGAUUAUCGUUGCUUGGCCCUGGAUGAAUAUCGCUCUUCGGUAAAAUGUAUCUGCCCCGAGGGUUGGAGAAUACGCAAAGACAAUACUUCGGCAUGUGAUAUGCCUGCAACCGAUACCAUCCCCCUGAAAUAUUUGAUAUCCUUCUUUACGGUUUUGAUGCUGUUGUUAAUAGCAUCCCUGGCCGCUUUGGUUGUAAUGCUGUACAAUCGCUAUCAACGCAAAAAACUGGCCAAGGAACGCCACAAAAUGUUAAGGGAACAGGACAUGCAAUUGACCCGCCUGCGCCACAACAUCGAUGAGAACAAUCUCAACAACUUCAAUCCCAACUAUGGUUGCGAUGAUCUCAUCAAUGGCCAAAUAAAUGUGAACAGUCUACCUCAGGUGGCCCGUGAAAGCUUGAGAUUGGUUAAGGCCCUGGGCCAGGGAGCAUUCGGUGAGGUCUAUCAAGGCCUGUAUCGUCAUCGUGAUGGCGAUGCCGUGGAAAUGCCAGUGGCCGUCAAGACCCUACCCGAAAUGUCCACACGCCAGGCGGAGGAGGACUUUUUAAUGGAGGCUGCCAUUAUGGCGAAAUUCAAUCAUCCCAACAUGGUCCAUCUGAUAGGUGUUUGCUUUGAUCGCCAUCCACGUUUCAUUGUUUUGGAGCUGCUGGCUGGUGGAGAUUUGAAAAACUUUUUACGCGAGGGACGCCACAAACCGGAAAGACCCUCUCCCUUGACCAUGAAAGAUUUGGUAUUUUGCGCCCUGGAUGUGGCCAAGGGUUGCCGUUACAUGGAAAGUCAACGUUUCAUACAUCGCGAUAUAGCGGCCCGUAAUUGUUUGCUGAGCAGUAAAGGUCCCGGUCGGGUAGUGAAAAUUGCCGAUUUCGGUAUGGCCAGAGAUAUUUAUCGCAGCGAUUAUUAUCGCAAGGGUGGCAAGGCUAUGCUGCCCAUCAAAUGGAUGCCACCCGAGGCAUUUUUGGAUGGUAUUUUUACGUCCAAAACGGAUGUUUGGUCGUUUGGAGUUUUAUUGUGGGAGGUCUUUAGCUUGGGCCUAAUGCCCUAUACCGGCCUCCCAAAUCCUGAGGUAAUGCAAUUGGUUACCAACGGUGGCCGUUUGGGCACACCACCCGGUUGUCCACCGGUCAUUUAUAAAAUCAUGGCCGAUUGCUGGAAUCCCACACCAGAAGAUCGUCCAACAUUUUCUAGUCUCCUGGAGCGCCUCAAGGCCGUAACAGAGGAUCCCACUGUUAUGAACGCUCCAUUGCCCCACAUUUUACGCCCGCCCUCUAAUGAACGCGAUCAAACCAUUAUACGGCCGCAGGGUGUCGAUGACGUUUGCCUGCAGGUACCAACCACAUCCGAUUACUUGAUACCCCUGCCGGGUAUCACACAUCUACAUCAACAGCAACAACAGUUGCAACAAGCCACUCAGCAACAACAACACGACAUGAUCGAUCCUAGCUGCCCCAUGGCUAUAUCGACUGGAACCAAUAUCUGUACACCGCCCGGCGUGUCAUCACCCUCGGCACCACAGCACACGCAGCUGCUGAAAGAGGACGAGCACACCAAUGCCACCAACGAGGGAUGCUGGGAGACAUCAUUCAUUUUACCCAACUCGAAGAGUGAUCAGCCACUGCUCAACAACAACAAUUCGAGUGGAUCGCAGAAAAGCAUCAACACCGCUUCCAUUGGGGCCCAAGGCCCGGGCAAUACGAGCGGUUACAGCAGCAGUAGUCAGCGAUCGCCCGUCUCGAAUGGCCUAAGGACAAUACAAUCUUCUUCAGCAACGCCGGCCCACGAGGAUGAGGAGACGAAACUCAUCAGCUUAGAUACGCCACAGCCAACACCAACCACAAUACAACCGCCAUUGUCAUUUUCAUCACAGCUGGAUGGUAUAACUCUAGAUCCGGCCGCUUUAACAAAGAGUCUGAACACAAACGUAACAGUUCCAAAUGCCGCGGCAGUAGCAGCAUCAGCGCAAGCAGCAACAACAAAUACUAAUCUAAAUAACAAACACUCGUCGUAUGCCAAUAUCCAAAUGAUGUCCUCAUCCGUGAACAAUCUGAAGGGUAAUUGCAGCGAUACUCCCUCCGAGAAGCUAAAUGGAAGCCUGCUGCACAACGGCAGCAAUGGCCUCACGAAAAUGAAUGGCAAUUUGGCCACAAAUGGUAACACAAAUGCCCCACCCUUUACCAUACAGGGUUAUGCGGAACGUUAUAAGGACAAACAUUCAGAGAUCAGCUGUUAAGUGAAACACAGCUGAUUUCUGGGAGGUUGUUUUUUUUCCAAGACAGAGAGAGAGCAUAAAAAUCACACACAACGAGAGAAAAUGAGAUUGAAUGUGCAUGAAAUGGGAAAGGAGUGAGGCAUUUUUGUUAUGCAUAGCAAAUGAAAGAGAGAUGGCUCUCAAAAGAGUUUCAUUUGAUUUCAAUGGAUCUCUGGCUAGGAGAGUUAGCUAAAAGCUCAUUGCAAAGUAGAUGAAACACUGAAAUUAUUAGAGAAAGAGUUCAAAUAGUGAAAAAAACGGGAGAGAUAUUAAAGCUUUAAAAGCAUUACUCUCACAAACACACACACACACAUUUAUCAUAUAUAUUGAAUUUUUUUAAAAACAAUAAAAAAUACAACAUAGAAAUAUUUAUUUAUUAUACAACAAAAAUAAGAAAACACACACAUACACAUAUUUUUUUUAAUUUUAAGUUAUUUAUUUAUUUUUAAGUUUGAUCAUUUUGGUUUGGCAUACAGGGUGUGAUGGUUGUAUUGAUACUAAUAAUUUACAUAAUAGAGCAAACCCACAUUAAAAAAAAAGAGAAAAGAAAAUAGUAAUAAUAAUAAUAAAAACAAAAACAAAAAUGAGGAAAAUUACAAACGAAAUAAUUUAUAAUUUAUAAAAUAACUUAUAAAUUACAUUAUAUAUAAAUUGCAUAAUUAUACGAAGGAAAGAAAA
Molecule: messenger RNA, 6875 nt
Organism: Musca domestica (house fly)
Lineage: Eukaryota; Metazoa; Arthropoda; Insecta; Diptera; Muscidae
Gene: Alk
Product: tyrosine-protein kinase receptor
Exons: 14
Coding region: 834-6179 (1781 amino acids)
Biological process (GO): regulation of neuron differentiation; cell surface receptor protein tyrosine kinase signaling pathway; multicellular organism development
Cellular component (GO): membrane; signaling receptor complex
Molecular function (GO): transmembrane receptor protein tyrosine kinase activity; ATP binding; protein binding
Source: RefSeq, a predicted model, not a curated record